GGUGAUGAUGAGGGAGGAUGACUAUAUUGUGAAUUAGUGUCUGGUACUUUAGUUCAGAGCUCGUCAGGGACAGACAGGCACGAUGCGCGUUGACUCGCUGUGGCUGGCAUCUGUUGUCGUUUCAUUACCGCUCCUCUCUCUCUGCACCCCUCUGUACAUUCUCUCGGCGCCCAAUAUACUGAAGGUGGGGUCCCCAGAGAAAGUGUUCGUGGAGGCGCAGGACUACUCUGGAGCCAGUCUGAAUGUUAGAAUCUCAGUAAGAAGCCCUAAAGAUAACAGCCGUGAAGUGGCGAGCGCGUCGGCUACUCUGACACCCGCCAAGAACUACCAGGAUCUGGUCGAGAUCGAGAUACCCGGAAAUGCAUUUUCCUUUGAGAAAGGAGUGCAGCAAUAUGCCAUCCUGCAAGCCCAGUUUCCACAGAAGCUGCUGGAGAAAAAGGUCAUGGUGAUCUUUCAGUCUGGACACAUAGUUUUACAGACAGACAAGACCAUCUACACUCCAGACAGCACAGUUUAUUAUCGGGUGUUUUCACUGAGUCCAGGCAUGACACAGCCUGUGGAAAGUGGAGUCAGAGUGGAGAUCUUGACACCUGAUGGCAUCAGCCUUGAGAGCAAAUCUGUUUAUCCUGGUGGAGGAAUGGUGUCAGGAACCUUCAGCCUGACGGAUCCGGCCAGCCCAGGGUUGUGGAAACUUGUGGCGUGGCACCAGAACAGCCCACAGAAGAACUUCUCCAGUGAGUUUGAAGUCAAAGAAUACGUUCUUCCAAGCUUCGAGGUGUCUUUGAGUCCACAGAAAGCCUUCUUCUACGUGAAUGAUGACAGUCUUACAGUCGAUAUUGAAGCCAAGUAUUUGUUUGGAGAGACGGUCAAUGGCCAUGGAUUUGUUGUAUUUGGUGUGGUGACUAAAGAUAAAGGGAAGAUAAGUAUACCAGGCUCCUUACAGAGAGUGCAGAUCUGGGAUGGAAGAGGAACAGCAGAGCUGAGAAGAAAGCACAUCCUACAGACCUUCCCAAACAUCAUGCAGCUUGUCGGCCAGUCACUGUAUGUUACAGUGAGCGUGUUAACCCAGUCUGGCAGUGAAAUGGUGGAAGCACACAAGAAAGGGAUUCAGAUUGUGACGUCACCGUACACCAUCCACUUCAAAAGAACACCACACUUCUUCAAACCUGGAAUGCCCUUUGAUGUCUCGGUCUACGUAACAAAUCCUGACCAAACACCUGCUAAAAAUGUGGAAGUGGAGGUCAAUCCUGGAGGGGUCAGAGGUCAAACAAGAGACAAUGGCAUUGCGAAGACAACCGUCAACACUCCAGAAGGAUCUUCUACACUAGAGAUCACUGCAAAGACCAAAGAUCCACAAUUAAGCAGUGAUCAGCAGGCAGUGAAGAAGAUAACGGCUCAGGCUUACAAGCCCAAAGGCAGCUCUAACAACUACCUGCACAUCGGCAUUGGGGCUGCAGAGCUUCAGAUCGGUGAUCAAAUGAAAGUCAGUCUGAACUUAGGAAGAAGUCCAGGAGUGAGAGAUCAAGAUUUCACCUACAUGGUCUUGAGUAAGGGUCAGAUUGUUCAAGUGGACAGGUUUAAGCGAAGAGGACAAUCUCUAGUGUCUCUGUCUCUGCCUGUAACCAAAGACAUGGUGCCAUCCUUCCGCUUUGUGGCUUAUUACCAUGUGGGGUCGUCUGAGGUGGUGUCUGAUUCAGUCUGGGUCGAUGUGAAGGACACCUGCAUGGGAACGCUUAAAGUGGAAGUUCACGAUCCAGUCAAUGUCUAUGAGCCCGGUGAAGACUUUGGCCUGAGAAUAACAGGAGAUCCUGGGGCCAAAGUUGGGUUGGUGGCUGUGGAUAAAGGUGUUUAUGUUCUGAACAACAAGAAUAGAAUAACUCAAACAAAGAUCUGGGAUGUCGUUGAGUCACAUGAUAUUGGCUGCACAGCAGGAAGUGGAAAAGGCAGUAUGGAAGUUUUCAGCGAUGCUGGCCUGCUGUUUGAGUCCAGCUCUGCUGGAGGCACUGGCAUCAGGACUGAAGCUGAAUGCCAAUCUUCAUCACGAAGAAAAAGACGAGAAGUAACCAUAGUACAUCUCCAGCAGUCUCUAGUGAACAAAUACUCUGACUCUGAGAGAGAAUGCUGUUUGGAUGGAAUGAAGAAACUGGAUGAUUACACCUGUGAGUAUCGGGCAUCUUUCAUUGUGGAUGGAGAGGAGUGCAGACGGGCUUUCCUGCACUGCUGCACUGAGAUGGCCACCCAUAACAAAGAGUCAGCUGAAGAAAUGAUUAAUAGCCGCAGUGAAAGCGAGGAUUUUGUGAACUCUGAUGACAUUGUGACACGUACGCUCUUCCCUGAAAGUUGGCUUUGGGAGGAAGUGGUGUUGCCCAAAUGUUCAUCACUGAACCGCCAGUGUCAAACAACCACCUUACCCAGGGAUGCACUCAAGCUGAAAGACUCCAUAACCACCUGGGAAAUCACAGCCAUCAGCUUGUCCAGCACUCAUGGUAUCUGUGUGGCAGAUGUCCAUGAGAUGACAGUGGUGAAGAACUUUUUUAUUGACCUAAAGCUGCCAUAUUCAACCGUGCGCAAUGAGCAAAUUGAAAUCAAGGCCGUUAUACACAACUUGUACAGCAGAAGAGUAAAGGUACGUGUGGAACUGAUGGAAACCAAAGACAUCUGCAGCCCGGCUAGCAAGAGAGGAAAGUCCCAUACCAUUGUGACAGUAGAUGCUAAAUCAUCAUAUUCUGUACCUUUUGUCAUCGUCCCAUUAGCUUUGGGACGCCAUGCCAUUGAAGUGAAGGCAGCUGCUGCAGGACGUGGCAGUGACGGCGUGAAGAAAGAUCUCCUAGUGGUGUCUGAAGGCGUUUUGACCAAACUUAAUGAAAAUCUACAAUUCAGUCCUUCUAUGAAAGGUGGUGAACAUGUGGAGGUUAUCAAGAGCCUUAUACUAAGGGAUCAGGCACCCAACACACCUGCGAGCACAUAUGUAUCAGCAAUAGGAGAUACGAUCAGUAUAACAAUAGAGAAGGCUAUUAGCGGUCAGGCCAUGGGUUCCUUGAUUAUCCAGCCUGGUGGAUGUGGGGAGCAGAACAUGAUUAGCCUAACGAUGCCUGUCAUUGCGACAUAUUACUUGGACAAAACCAAUCAGUGGCACACCGUGAGGGCUGGACUUAGGCAGACAGCAGUUACGUACAUCACAAGAGGUUACAAUCAACAGUUGGCAUAUCGUAAAAAUGACGGGUCCUAUGCCGCAUGGAUUAAUCGUUCAAGCAGCACCUGGUUGACAGCAUAUGUUGCUAAAGUAUUUGCCAUGGCCAGUAACAUCGUAAACAUAGACCGGAAUGUGAUCUGCUCUGCUCUCAAGUGGCUCAUACUGAACAAGCAGUUACCUGGUGGUGUUUUCAGAGAAGAUGCCCCUGUAAUUCACGGAGAGAUGACUGGGAACAUACAUGGGGGAAAUUCACAAGCAUCCAUGACGGCUUUUGUGCUCAUUGCCCUGCAGGAGGGGAGGGGCAUUUGUGCCGGCCAAAUCUCAAGUCUUGACAGUAGCAUAUACAAAGCCACUGUGUACCUCAGAUCUCAGUUACAUGGUCUGACAAAUCCUUAUGCAGUGGCAAUGACAUCUUAUGCUCUUGCCAAUGGAAAUGCACUUGACAAACAAGUCCUGUUGAGAAAAGCCUCUGCAGAUGGAAGUCACUGGCCUGUCCCUGGAAGCAGUAGCUUUACUUUAGAGGCUUCGGCCUAUGCGCUUCUGGCUCUUGUAAAAGUUCAAGACUUUCAGAGUGCAGCUCCCAUCGUAAACUGGCUCAACAACCAGAGGCAGUACAGUGGAGGAUAUGGCACGACUCAGGCCACCAUCAUGGUGUUUCAGGCCGUAGCACAGUACAGGAUUCAUGUGAAAGAGAUAAAGCAGUUAGACCUGGAGAUGACGAUCCGAGUGGAAGGCAGCCGGCAGCCGAUUGUGUGGAAGUUCAGCAAAGACAACUCUCAUCUCGCACAGACAGAAAAGAUUCCAUCCAAUAGGCAGAUCACCAUCAGUGCCAAGGGUUCUGGAGAGGCCUCUGUAACUGUUGUGACUGAGUACUAUGCAAAACCAAAAGAAAGCAAAAGCACUUGCAACUUUGAGCUUUCUUUGGCUUUUGAAAGGGAAAAUAAAGUAACAUAUCAAGGAGCAACUGAGAGUUACAAAAUCAUUAUCAAUACCAGAUAUCUGUCUGCUGACAGAGACGCCACCAUGUCUAUAUUGGACAUAUCUUUAUUGACAGGAUUUGUUGUGGAUGAGAAUGAUCUUAAGGCGCUGUCAACUGGACAUGACAGGAUGAUUCAGAAAUUUGAGAUGAACAAGCAGCUUUCAGAGCGAGGAUCCCUCAUCCUCUACCUGGACAAGAUUUCUCAUACCAGGAAAGAUAAGAUUUCAUUCCGGCUGCACAGAAUAAUGAACGGAGGCUUCCUUCAACCAGCAGCAGUCACUGUAUAUGAAUACUACUCUAUAGAAAAUCGCUGUGUGAGGUUUUAUCAUCCAACCAGGAAGGAAGGAGCUCUUCAGAAAAUCUGUAAGAACGAUGUCUGUCAGUGUGCCGAAGAAAACUGCAGCCUUCAAAAGAAGGAGAAAAUUCUUGAGGCUCACCGUAAUAAGAAAGCCUGUGAUCCUAAAAUAAAUUACGUUUAUAAAGCGGUUGUUUUGAGAGAACAUGAGGACGCCUUAACAGUCUAUUACGACGUGAGGAUUGAACACGCCCUCAAAACAGGUCCAGAAGUUGUCGUGGAGGGGGAGCAGCGUACCUUCUCCUUACAGAUCUCUUGCAAAGAAGCUUUGAACAUGAAGCGAGGUGAGAGCUAUCUGAUCAUGGGCCAGGCUGAUGAUGUCCAACUGGUGCACAGAAUUGGUCAGUAUGCUCUGGGCGAGAGGACGUGGUUGGAGUUUUGGCCCAGCUUGGAGGAGAGCAAGACUAGCGCUGAACUCAGAGAAAAAUACAACGGCAUGUUGAGUCUCCAGCAGGAUCUGCACUUCGGCUGCAGCUAAUGAGUCAUACGCCAGACUAUUGCUUUGAGAUGCUCAGUGACUAAAUUAAACAUUAUAAAACAGAAAAAAUUGCUUAAUUUUCAACUUUAAAUGUUUGUUAAACGUGAGUUAAUUUUGACUUUUGCUCUUUUUUAGCAAUCAUUCUGUUACUCAGUGAUGAAUUAAUGUAUACCUAAGCAUGACUUGCUUACACCACCAUUCUUAAGGUGUUGGGACACAUGCAUGUCUAAGCAAAUUUCCAUAAUAAAUGUGGUCAAGCAAGA
Onychostoma macrolepis is the source of this 5268-nucleotide messenger RNA. RefSeq names its product complement C3a, tandem duplicate 4 (gene c3a.4). Gene Ontology annotation, cellular component: extracellular region. The record is from RefSeq and is a predicted model, not a curated record. NCBI's taxonomy places the organism in Eukaryota, Metazoa, Chordata, Actinopteri, Cypriniformes, Cyprinidae. Gene Ontology annotation, molecular function: endopeptidase inhibitor activity; protein binding.